This is a messenger RNA of Phyllotreta striolata, 2886 nucleotides long. NCBI's taxonomy places the organism in Eukaryota, Metazoa, Arthropoda, Insecta, Coleoptera, Chrysomelidae. The record is from the annotation of a GenBank genome assembly.
GACGUUUAUUUAUUUACAUUUUAUAACGUUAAUUUGAUUCCUAAUUUUCAAUUAAUGGAUGAUACAUCCGAUUUAAAACGACUAGCGAGUUUUCUAGAAAAAUGCAGAGGUGAAGAUUCCGACGAAGAUUUCACCCUCCCAGAUUUCAUCCAAUUAAGCGACACCGACGAAGACGAGGAGGAUGACGAUGAUGUAUCAUCGAUCGGUAUACCUUCCUUCGAACAAACCGAACCCACCUGUAACCUACAAAUCGAAGAACUCAGGAUAGUCCAAUCCUGCGACGAUCCCGAUUUGAAGCAACUGCUCCUGCUCAACCGGCAGAAGCACAUCCAGCUGCUCCGCUUGUUCAAAAUGUUCAAAGACGCCUACUUGGAGUGCAAGCUGAAUCUAACGGAGAUGGGCGACGCCAACGAAUCGCCGAAGCGCCACAAACAAUCCACCGGCUCGUGGAGGGUCAUAGCCCCCUAUUUCAAAGACAAGGACUUCUUCCGCUCGCCCCCCAACGAGGACGCCCUCGCGAAGAAGGCCAACAAGGAAUUGUCCACCUACGAUCUCAUGCCGAUGAAGUUCUGGAGCAAAUACGAAAAGGACAAGCUGAUCAGCGCCGUCAAAUGCUACUACACCAAUAAUGUGAUCGUGGAGCUGAAGAAGAGAGUCCGGACCUUCAACGUCGAGGGCAUGACCAACGAGCAGCUGGUACAAUUGGACAAUAUCAAAAUGGAGCUGGACGAACUGGAGGAUCCGAACAACGAGAGAGUGCCCCCGUUGGGAUCCGACUUGGACAUCAAUUGGAUUAGAGUAUCCGAUUAUUUCCUCAACGAAAACCAUUCGGAGUUCGAAUGCCGAUCGUUCUGGCACAUCUAUCUGCAUCCUUUGAUCAACAAAGGCGAUUGGUCCAAGGAGGAGCAGGACCGUCUGGCGAAAGCGGCCGAAAAAUACCAGUUGCGAAAUUGGGACGCCAUAGCGGACGAAUUGCGAACGAAUCGGACGGGCUACAUUGUCGCCAAACGGUAUUUUUCCACCGUAGAAGUCGGCAAAAAGGGGGAAUUUUCGCCUAAAGAAGACAAAAAGAUACUCGAAUUAGUCGAAAAAUACAGGACGGGUUCGAAGAUACCGUGGUGUCGAAUAGCGAGACACUUCAAACACCGAAGCAGGAACCAAUUGCACCACCGGUACACCUACUACUUGAACCGCGCGGACAAAUUAAAAGGGAAAUUCUGCCUGAUCGAGGACACCAUGAUUCUAUUGGCGGUCGACAAGUUCGGAACGGAUUUCAAACAAUGCGCUCGAUACCUGCCCGAACGGUCGGCGACGCAAAUUAAGGACAGGUACACCUCGUACCUGCGCGGCAAUCUCGUGAAGAUGAUUUGGACCGAGGACGAGGACAGGAUAAUCGUGCAACACGCCAAGGCGAACGAGAACAACACCAACUUUUGGGGCCAGCUCACCGGCACGUUGAGCAGGACCCGCGCUCAAAUCAGACAGCGCUACGGCGUCAUCAAGGCCUUUCUGGCGGCCAAUCCGACGGCCGGCAUCGAAGACGUACCGAGGAGGAAACACUAUCACAAAGUGGACAAUUCCUACCAGUUUGCCAGAUACACCGCCGAUUAUUUCCGCAAGGUGCGACCGACCGUCCUGCCGACGAUGGAAGAAAUCAGAGAAGUACUGGAUUUGUGCAACGUGUACCAGUACUCGGACACGUUGAACAUCGACGACGGCAACAUCGACGAUUGCAUCACGGACUUCUUCUACGAGCGCUACCAAGACAGGUUCAUCGACGCCGCCGCCGCCGCGACGUCGGAGACCGCGCGAAUCGACGAUUUGAAAACGGUCGCGGACCAGUUCGAGGCGCUGCUGAUCGUCCUGGGCGUCGAAUUGAACAUACCCGACGAUUACGCGUCGAUGGAGAGCCUCGAUCGCUUGGACAAGACGGUGUUGGGCGAGCUGAUACGAAGGGGCCACCUUCGGAGGACCGGCAGGACCGUCAAGCGAUUGGUACCGCCCAAUUUCCACACGGCCACCGCCAUGCGGCUGCUGUUGGUGAACUACUUGCAUUACAAGGACGCCGCGAUGGCCGGCAGGAAGGCGCUGGCGUUCAAAACCGAGACGAUAUUCGGCAAUCCCGAGAUCUACGCGACGACCGACGCGAACGGCGCGUUUAAGGAGAGAACCGUGCGCGAGGACGGUUCGAUCGAGAGCCGCGUCAGCGCCGAUCGGACGUUGUUCUACGAUAGAUUCGUGGCGUUGUUCAAAUGGCCGGCCAUUCUAACGUUGCAGGCGCCGCUGUGCGAGUUCAGCCAGAUGGUGAUGAGCCUCGACGUGCCGGCGUUCAGGGGCCCCGUGAAGAGGACCUACGGCGGUAAAACCGAUCGGAGUAAUGCGAAUAAGGUGCGCGUGCUGGACGAGCAAGGCGUGAAAUCGCUGCGAUUGACGCCCGUUACGAAACGGAGCGUUAUAGCGGAUUUGUUGAAGCGCGGCGAUAAGAAAUUGUACCAGAUGAACCGGGUGGCGGACGAUGGCGGCACCAGGACGUGCAUCGAGGAGAUCGAUUUGCGCGGGGAUUCGGGCGAGCGGUUCGCGAGCGGGAUUAAGGAGAGGUUCGUUUGUAAGGUUAAAACGUACUCGAGGCGCGCGAGAGGCGUCGCGGUCGGGGAGUUGGAGGGCGCUUCGAACGGUGAAGGAGGAGUGAAGGUGAAGGAGGAAUGUUGCGAGGGGCCUAGCACGUCGAAGGGUUGCGGGUGGUGUAGGAACGGCGAGAAUUGCAGCACUUGCAGGAGCUAGUGGAUGUUUGUUGAUUAUACGAAUUGGUUGUUUUUUUUUUCAUAUUGAAACGUUGAUUUUGAGUUAUCGAUUAUUCGAUUUUUAUGUAAUAAAUAUGUCGAGGAA